AUGCCUGGAGGCAUCCACCCGCCAAUCGAAGUUGUGCUCGCAUGGCCAGAGCCAAACUACAUCAACCCAGCGGUCAGACCAAACACCGUUACGAUAUUGGCUUGCAUUCUGGGACCUACUACUGUGGCCAUGGUUCUCGCGAGGCUUUGGGUCAGAAUCAUCAUUCAAAGACAUCCCGGAUGGGAUGAUUGGAUUGUGCUCGCAGCCACCGUGAGUCAGUCCAGUCCAAGCAACCAAGAGCCCACAGCUGAUUUUGCAAGAUCCCCACCAUUGCCCUUACCGUUCUUUAUCCAUGCAGUAUCUGUCGAAAUGGGCUUUAAAAAACAUAUAUGGGAUUUAAAUCCCAUUGGGCAGAGCACUCGUAUGGUGACAGCCCGCAAGGUUACAUGGCUCUGCAUCGGCUUCAUCGCAGCCUACACAGUCGCAUUAACGCUUGCUCCCAUUCUCGGCUGCCAACCAAUUUCGGCUUUCUGGAACCAAUUGGACAUGGAAAAAGUACUACGAGGGUACAAGUUCCACUGCUUCGAUGAGGGAGCUGACGUCUUUGCUGCAAGCGUUAUCUCUUCUGCCCAAGAUCUCUUAACAGCGGUCCUACCCACGUUUCUAUACUGGAACCUCCGCAUACCAAUACGGCAAAAGAUCGCACUGCUUGGAAUAUUCGCCAUUGGGUAUGCUAGCGUAGCUAUUGGUGCAGUACGGGCUUAUUACAGUUGGCGCAUCUUCUACGAAACAUAUGAUGUAACCUGGUGGACCUGGGAUCUAAUGCUCACCUGUCUGCUUGAGCUUCACCUCGGAGCAUUCUGUGCCAACGCGCCCGCACUAAAGGUAUUCUUCAAGCACUUCUUCCAUGACAAGCUCGAUUCGACUUCAUAUCCAAGGACACCUGCGCCAUCGGGCGGGCACGCACACAGUCUUCUAACCAACUCGCGCUCUAUCAGUACGUUUUCUACCGUCUUCAGCAUUCUUUCCACAUUCUUGUCAAAGAGCGCUAUCUCCCCCACCAGCGAUGGCUACAUCUCAGAGCCGCACCACAGGGUGUUCAUUGACACCCAUGGUGGAGUGCAAGUCCACCGAGACUUCCAGGUGGUCCACUCUCCACUCUCUACAGCCUAUGAAAUUCGCCACGAGUCCAUGGCAGCUACCGAUCUUGCAUAUGACCGAUACUACGAGGAAAUUGAGCUUGGACGCUAUACGACAGGACACAAUUCAAUGGCAUCUAGUAUGCUUUCGACCGACUUGAUGGAGGGAAACGAUCUAGAAGCUCUGCCCCCUAUCUCAAGGUCACCCAAUACUACAAUGUUGCCAAAUUCAUCCUUGCCUUGCAAUGCAGAUCCACAGUCGUCAAUCAUCAAGGCCCUGCCAUCAACACUGCCAUCGGUCUUGAUUGAAAAAUGUAAAUACAUGUCCGGAGACAUCGACGUAUGUCGUCGCGGGGAUGAUUUCACCAUCUUGCAAGGCACUCGGAGUUGUCUUGGUAGCACAACACAUGAUGAUGACUCAGGUAAAUCUCUUCCACGCUCCCUCAACCCACUUGAAGCCUCGCUAAUUUUCAAGAGGAAACCCAAGAUCAUGAAAAAGUUGUUUGUGCCCAGUCCCAAAGAGGAAGGUGCAUGCUCAGAUUCGGAUUUGGGACUAGCAUUCAUUACCGGCAUCUAUCUCCAAACAGACCUCAUGGGAGAUGUCGAUGAGCCAUUGUCGAUGACGACACCAAAAGUAUCUCCGCCAGUUCUCAUCUCAUCUACUGAGAUACAACAAAAUACAAGAUUAGCAAAAUCGAGACGCAAUCUUUGCAACCAAGCUUUCUCCCGUCACAAGGAUCCCGACCCAGUAAAAUGGAACCCCAAGACCUUGCGAUUUCCGAACAGGCAACUGUUAUACGAAAUUCUUACACCCGAGAGCGUAUUUGCGGUUGUAUAUGAGGAAGAUGAGACAGAGAUCACGCGACGCAAUAACCUAUCUGGUGGGAUAACGGAUGAAGAAACGGCGAACGGCGGCGAGACAGUGGAAGGUACUUCUGGUACAAGAAGGAAAGUCAUCGCAUGCGCAGCAGCCAUUCCCUGGUCCGGUGGCUGGUCAAAAGAAGGCGCUGGUAAGGAAACAGGCUGGGAGAUCAAGACGACUCUUGCUGCUCUGGAGUCCCACCUCAUGGACGUGGAAAGAUCAAAGCUACAUGCUGAGGGCGUGGAGGGCGAAAGGGGCCAUGUAGAUUUAUGGAUUUUGGCGGCAGAGUGUAUAAACGGGACCACAGGCACUGAACAGUCCGGCCGACCAUGCCACUCACUAGUUGGCUCGUCCAGCCGGCAGUUGCAACCUGCAUUGGUACCCAUCGUUCGAGCUCCGCCCUCGGGCACACAUUUCGGCUUUGGGCAUUGCUAUCAACUCGAAAUUCUUCGACCAGCGUUGCAAGUCUCCACCCAGAUUCCGCUACAGGUUUGUCUCAUCGUCCCUGUAGAAGCUUCUUUGUACAACGUCGCCUACGGAUGA
Molecule: messenger RNA, 2484 nt
Organism: Plenodomus lingam JN3
Lineage: Eukaryota; Fungi; Ascomycota; Dothideomycetes; Pleosporales; Leptosphaeriaceae
Source: RefSeq, a predicted model, not a curated record